Messenger RNA from Cyanistes caeruleus (blue tit), 4468 nucleotides. RefSeq lists its product as uncharacterized. The record is from RefSeq and is a predicted model, not a curated record. Lineage: Eukaryota; Metazoa; Chordata; Aves; Passeriformes; Paridae.
UCCGGGGGCUGCUCCGGGCCGCUUCCUGCCCGCUGCGCUGCUGUUGGGCUGCCGGGGGUGGCCCUUUGUGACACGGGCGCGUGGGGUCAGGGCCCUCUGUGAUGCGGGACACGGUGGUGGCCAGAGAGCCUUGUGACAUCCGGGAGCCCCAGCCUGGCUGAGGGUAUCCAAGGGGCGCAGAGCCCUGGGGUGCCCAGUCCCAGGAGAGCUGCUCUCUCAGGAGGAAGCAGCUCCUUGCGUCUGUCUGUGCUAGAUGCUGACAGUGAUAGACGCUGAUAGUGACAGAUGCCAACAGCAACAAGGACAAAGCCAGCCCCAACUCCUGGUCCCCCAGCCCUUUGCCCAGCUGGCUGGAAGCCCCCAGCAGGCAGUGGUCAGGGGCAGUGGUCAGGUCAGUCCUGCCAUUGACAGGGACUGAGGAGGAGGAGAAGCUCUUCACCAAUAUGGACCGAGAGCUUUCCCAGAUGGAAAGUGAUAGUGAUGAGGAGCUUUCCCAGAGGGAAGAGAUGACAGCGAGAAACAGGUACCAACAGCAAGUAAUGACAGUCCAAGAAAUUUCCCAGUGGGAAGCCAGGAGGAGCCAAGAGUUCUACCAAUGCCAGGUACAUGUGAGAGUUCAAGAGGUUUCCCAGUACUGCAGUGAGACACACCAAGAGCUCUGUGAAUGGGAAGAAACUACAAGAGUCCAAGAGCUGCACCAGUGGGAAGAGGAUGGUGAGAUAUACCAAGAGGUGCUCCAAUGGGAAGAAUGUGUCACAACCCAAGAGAUACUCCAAUUGGAAAUAGAUAUGAGUGAGCAGCAGGAGUUGGAAUGGGAAGAAGACGAGAGAUCCCAUGAGCUGUCCUUACGGAGACAUGCGAGUGUCCCAGAGGAUUCCCAACGGGACGACAUCCAAGAGCUGGACCAGAGGGAAGGUGGGAGGUACCAAGAUAUCUCAUCUUGGGAAGAUGUGCGCUCCCACACCUCUCAAUGGGACAAUGCCCAGGAGAUGUCCCAGAGGGCAGAUGAGAGGCAGCAAGACCUCUCACCGAGGGAAAAUGUGCACUCCCACAUUUCUCGGGAUGAUAUCCAAGAGCCAUCUCAAAGGGAAGGUGAGAGGUAUGAAAAACUAUCACCAUCGGAACAAGAAGUGCGCUCCCAUGACUCCCAGCUGAAAGACAGCAGAGAAGCAGAAUUGUCCAAAGUGAGAGACAGCAAUGUCAAUAAGCUGUCAAAAAGACCAGACGCCGGAUGUCAAGAGUUGCCCCAAGGGGCAGAUAUGAGUGACAGAAAACUGUCCACACAGGAGGAGCGUGAGAGCAGCCAGGAGCUGUCCCAAUCGAGACAUGACAUCAGCUCCAAGAUCCAGGAGAGACCCUUGCAACCACUGAGGAGCAAGGAGGCUGAGCCUUGUCCCCUGGUGGGGACAAGCUCUCCCAGCCCUGAGGGCACAGGGCUGGCUGCCGAGGCAGCACCUGCCCUGCCCAGCACCUCUCCUGUCCUGGGCAGUGCCUUGGAGGCCAAGCUAAUAGGUGCUGCCCUGUCCAGAGCUGAUGAGGAGAAAGAGCUGCCUGAGCCUCUCACUCCAGAAGAGGUAAAUACAGCAGCUUCUGUUGUCAGUGAAGAGGUGCCAUCAGCAGGGACACAGAGCCCACCCUGUGUCCCCUUCGACAGCAUGACCAGCAGCCAUGCUUCAGCAGGCCAGGAUCAGAACAUCACAGAAGAGUCCGUGAUCCUGGAAGUGAUGGAGAUGUACAAACUGAGACAGAAACUGGAGGGAGAGUAUAACGUCCAACAGUGGAUGGCUGUGGAAGAAACACAGCCGAGUUCACCCAGCCCUGUGACUGUGGAGGUGGAAAUAGAGACAUCACCUGACCUACCUAGUGCCUCUCCUGUCCUGGGCAGUCCCAUCCACCUGAUAGAAGAGAAAGUGAGGCAUAAGCUAGAAGUAGAUUAUGAAGUUCAACAAUGGAUGGCUGCAGAAGAAACACAGCCAAGGACUCCCAGCCCUGAGGGCACAGAAGUGGCAGCAGAGGCAGUGCUUGCCCUGCCCAUCAUCUCCCCUGUCCCUGGCAGCACCAUGGAGGCCAAGCCAGCAGCUGCUGCCCUGUUCAGAACUGAUGAGGAGGAACUGCCUGAGCCUCUCACUGCAGAGGAGGUAAAUGAAGCAACUCCUGUUAUCAGUGAGAAGGUGCCAUCAGCAGAGACACAGAGCCCACCCUGUGUCCCCUCUGACACCCCAACCAGCAGCCAGGCUUCAGAUUGGCAGGAUCAGAACAUCACCGACCAGCUCCUGGUCCUGGAACUAGUGGAGGUGUACGAAUUCUGGCAGAAGCUGGAAGGAGAGUAUAACCUCCAACAAUGGAUGGCUGUGGAAGAAACACAGCCCAGUUCUCACAUUCUUGUGGUCACGGACGUGGUAGUAGAGGCAGUGCCCACCCCGCCUAUCACCUCUCCUGACACCAGCAGUUCCUCAGAGGCCAAGCUGGCAGCUGCUGCCCUGUCCAGAGCAGAUGAGGUGGAAGAGCUGCUUGAGCUUCUCACUUCAGAGGAAGUAAAGGCAGCAACUCCUUCUGUUAUCAGUGAGGAGAUGCCAUCAGCAGGGACACAGAGCCCACCCUGUGUCCACUUCGGCACCCCAACCUGCUGCUAUUCUUCAGCACGGCAGGAUCAGAACAUCACCAAGGAGUUCCUGAUGGAGGGGCUGGUGUUGUAUCAUCACCCGAGUCAGAAGCUGGAGGAAGAGUAUGAUGUCCAACAGUGGAUGGCUGUGGAAGAAACACAGCCAAGGUCUCACAGCCCUGGGGUCAUGGAGGUGACAACAGAGGCAGUGGCUGCCCUGUCCAAAGUUUAUGAGGAGGAACUGCCUGAACUUCUCACUCCAGAGGAGGAAAAGGCAGCAGCUUCUUCUGUUAUCAGUGAGGAGCUGCCUUCAGCAGGGACACAGAGCCCACCUUGGGUCCCCUUUGAGACCCUGACCAGCAGCCAGGCCUCAGCAUGGCAGGAUCAGAACAUCACCGAGGAAUUCAUGAGCUUGGAUCUGAUGGAGGUGUACAAACAGAGGCAGAAGCUGGAGGGAGAGUAUGGCCUCCAUCAAUGGAUGGCUGUGGAAGAAGCACAGCCCAGCUCUCCCAGCUUCAAUGGCAUAGAGGUGGCAGCAGAGGCAGUUCCUGCCCUGCCCAUCUACUCUCCUGUCACAAGCAGUCCCACAGAGGCUGAGCUGGCAGCUGCUGUCCUGUCUAGAGCUGAUGGGGUGGAAGAGCUUCCUGAGCUUCUCCCUCCAGAAGAGGUAAAUGCAGCAGCUUCUUCUGUUUUCAGUGAGGAGGUGCCAUCAGCAGGGACACUGAGACCACCGUGUGUCCUCUUUGACACCAUGACCUGCAGCCAUUAUUCAGCAUGGCAGGAUCAGAACAUCACCGAGGAGAUCCUGCUUCUGUCACUGGUCAUGUUCCAUCACUUGAGGCAGAAUCAGGAGGAAGAGUAUGACCUCCAAAUCCGGGUGGCUGUGGAAGAAACACAGCCCAGUUCCAUCAGCCAUGUGGCUGUGGAUGUAGCAGUAAAUGCAGCACCUGCCCUUCCCAGCACCUUUCCUGCCCUGGACAGUGUGAUAUACUCCGAGCCAGGAGCUGCUGCCCUGUUCAGAACUGAUGAGGAGGAAGAGCCACCUGAGCUGUUUGCUCCAGACAAGCCCAUCUUCAGCAUGCCAGGAUCAGAACAUCACCGAGGAGAUCAUGAUCCUGGAAAUGAUAGAGGCCUACAAAUUGAGGCAGAAGGUGGAGGAAGAGUACGACAUCCAACAAUGGAUUGCUAUGGAAGGAACACAGGCCAGCUCUUCUGGCCAUGUGGCCAUGUAAGUGGCAGCACCGGGAACUCUCCUGUCCUGGGCUAUCCCACAGAGUCCGAGCCAACAGGUGCUGCCCUGUCUAGAUCUGCUGAGGAGGAAGAGGUGUCUGAGCCUCUUACUCCAGAGCAGGUAAAGGAGCUGAUGGGAGCUCCUUCUGUUGUCAGUGAGGAGCUGCCAUCAGGAGGGACACAGAGCCCACACAGUGUUUUGGGGGCCCAAGGGCCUGUGGUUAAAAAAUCCAUACCCCCAUUUUGGAAAGGAAGCAACAAAUAGCCCCUCCUGAGGUGGGGUGAGAGAAUGCCUCUCUCCCACAGGUCUUUGCAACUAUAUGUUAAUGCACUUUUAAGCUGAUUUCUGCAUUGGUUUAUCAAGUUGAUGUCGCCCCAGUUCAGCCCCCAUAACCUUGUAUGGUUAAUCCCUAGAAUCUUCUCUCUUCUCUUGAUCCCCAUCGGCCUGGGUUUUCCACCCCUGUUUUCCUGUUGGUUGUUCCUGUCCCUAACCCCACCUCUGCACUGUUUUCCCCUGUUCCCACUGGACUCUGGUCCACCCCCUCUUACUCACAUAUAACCCUGGAUCCUCCACCCACUUUCGUUCUUGUCCCUGGACCCCCUUCAAGGCAAUAAAGCUUUUGGAUAUCCAAACAA